This is a messenger RNA of Vigna radiata var. radiata (mung bean), 2460 nucleotides long. RefSeq names its product cytochrome P450 82C4. The transcript has 3 exons. Gene Ontology annotation, biological process: defense response to other organism. Gene Ontology annotation, molecular function: iron ion binding; oxidoreductase activity, acting on paired donors, with incorporation or reduction of molecular oxygen; monooxygenase activity. The coding region runs from base 184 to 1764 and encodes 526 amino acids. Lineage: Eukaryota; Viridiplantae; Streptophyta; Magnoliopsida; Fabales; Fabaceae. The record is from RefSeq and is a predicted model, not a curated record.
AAAAAAAAACAUAUGAUGAUUAAUUGACAUUGACCAUUUAAAUUUUCAAAGUGAUAGUAACAUGGUAAUAGUUUUGAAUCCCAUUUUUAUUGAAACAGAACCUGAACACUUAUCCUCUUAUAGAAUCAUGUGACUCAUCUAAUCUUAUCUUAAAUCUUUUGAGACCAGUUCAAGUUCCAGACCAUGGAUUCCCUUUCACAACCAACACUUGUAGCAGUGAUAGCCAUAACCAUAAUUCUUCUCUACAACAGAUGGAGGAAGCAAAAGGGUAGUGAAAAAAGGAAGGGUACAGAACCCCCAGAACCCUCAGGUGCCCUACCAUUGAUUGGUCACCUGCACCUUUUAGGAGGUCGGACACCCCUGGCUAGGACCUUUGCUGCUUUGGCUGACAAAUAUGGACCCAUCUUUCAAAUCCGUCUAGGGGCAUACCCUGCCCUUGUGAUCUGCAACCAAGAGGCCAUAAAAGAGUGCUUCACCACCCAUGAUAAGGUCUUGGCCUCACGCCCUAAGAGUAGCCAUGGUGUGCUUCUUGGUUACAAUUUUGCAGGGUUUGGAUUUGCCCCUUAUGGCGCGUACUGGAUCAAGAUCAAAAAGCUCACCAUGCUUGAAUUGCUCUCUGCUCGCCGCCUCGAAUUCCUCAGGCAUGUUUAUGAGUCUGAGAUUGAUACUUUGGUCAAUGAUCUUUGGAUGUAUCUUGAUGGCAAAACUGAUGUUAGAGUCACUAUAAGUGAUUGGAUGGAACGCUUGAGCUUCAACAUCGUCACAAAGAUGAUUGCUGGGAAAAGGUAUUUCAGUUAUUUGGAAGAUGUGGAUGAUGUAGAAGCACAUGGUGUUGUGAAACUUAUAAAGGAGUUCAUGCAUAUAUCUGGGGAGUUUGUUCCCUCAGAUUUAAUUCCAGUUCUUGGAUGGUUUGGGGUGCAGGGGAAAGUCCUCAAAUCCAUGAAACGAAUUGCAAAAGAUUUGGACACCCUUGUCGGAGGUUGGCUUGAAGAACAUAAGAAAAUUCAUUCCCUCAAUAACAAAUCAUUGGACAAACAUGAUUUCAUUGAUGUAAUGCUCUCUGCCAUUGAAGAUGAUCCUCUCUCUCAUCAUAAUCGUGAUACUAUCAUCAAAGCUAAUGUUGCCAGUCUGAUGUUAGCGGGAUCAGACACGACAUCAACCACAAUGACAUGGAUACUGACGAUGCUGCUGAAGAAUCCAGAGGUUUUGAAGCGAGCACAGGAAGAGAUAGAAGAUGAAGUUGGAAGAGAGAGAAAGGUGGAAGCAAGUGACAUAAAAAACCUGUUUUAUCUUCAAGCAAUCGUGAAGGAAACUUUGAGGCUAUACCCUCCAGGACCUCUGCUGGUGCCCCACGAGGCUACCCAAGACUGCUACAUUCAAGGGUACCACGUACCCAAAGGCACACGUGUGUUUGCGAACGUGUGGAAGCUUCACAGAGAUCCGAGUGUGUGGUCAGAGGCUGAGAAGUUUUCACCAGAGAGGUUUCUGAAUGAGAAUGGAGAAGUGGUUGAUGAAGGUCACCAGCAUUUUGAGUAUUUGCCUUUUGGGUCAGGUAGAAGGGCUUGUCCUGGUUCAACUUUUGCAACACAGGUUACUCUCAUCACCAUUGCUCGUUUGCUUCAUGCUUUUCGUUUCGAUGUGCCUGUCGAUGAACCUGUUGAUUUGGAAGAAGGCUUGGGCAUCACCUUGCCCAAGAUCAACCCUUUGCAGAUUCUCUUGAGCUCAAGGUUACCAAAUCACUUUUAUAACACACACAAAUUCUAGACAUAUAUACAAUAUCUGCAAUAUCAACCUUCAUAUAAACCCAUAGUUGAAGUGUAUAUACAAAAACUCUCCAUUGUAAUCCUUUUAAUCUUUUUAGGACAUAAAUUUGGCUUGCAUCCAUGGGAAUCAUAAAUCAUCACUUUUAUCUAAGCUCAUUCUGUUUUGCAAUUUUCUGUCUUAGGUAAUGUUUUAUCUACAGAUGCAUUCAUCCAAACCAAUGGUAGCAAUGUAUGAAAAUCAUAAAUCAUUCAUGGCAUAUAUAACUGAUUCUUAGUGACAUCAUCAGAUGCCUAAAUGUUAUGAUAAAUAUAAAACACUAGAAUUAGGAAAAUACUGAAAGAUGAAAGUACUGAUUUGAGCACCUACACAGAUUCCUGAACUACAUUAAUAAGUGUUCCCUCGUAAUAAAUUAAAAGACAAACAGCUCAGGGGAGUUGCGAUCAAAGAAUAAAUAGAAAAGGCAGAAACAUAAGUGUGGUAUGAAUCUGUGUCUAAUGUGAAUGCGUUCAUUACUAUUCCAUUAGUUAAUGACCCUCAUUCUAAAUGUCUGCCUUCAUUUCUAGACCACCCUUUUUUAUCUUUAGCAAAUAAGGUGGAGAAUAAAUGGUAUAAUGUUAAAAUAUGAUAAGAAAAAGAAAAGGCUAUGAUAAACAAAAGAACUUAUAGGUCACGAAUGAUAGGUUAGAAUAGGAUAAC